Messenger RNA from Meloidogyne enterolobii, 519 nucleotides. The record is from the annotation of a GenBank genome assembly. Lineage: Eukaryota; Metazoa; Nematoda; Chromadorea; Rhabditida; Meloidogynidae.
AUGAACUCUAAUUUAAAAAUAAUUAUUUUUAUAGGCGAUUCUGGUUAUUUAAUUUGCCGUGGGGGAAAAGUAAUUUUUCGUUCACCAGAACAAACACACUAUUUUAAUGCUCCAUAUCAACUUACAAUACUUCCAGAACAAAUGCUCAACGAAAAGAAAUCAUUUUUAUUAGACAAACCAGAAUGUUCAGAAUUGAGAGAACAUGAAUUGCAAUCUGGAGAUCUCAUCUUAAUGGCGACUGAUGGUUUAUGGGAUAAUUGCCAUAUUGGAACUAUCGCUAGACUUUUAUAUGGUGAUGAAGAUGAAAAUAAUAUUAAUGAGAAAGAAGAAACCCAACAACCAAAAAUGUCACAAGCUUCACUUCAAGCUCGUUGUAAUUCUUUAGCAUUAAUUGCCAGACAUUUAUCAGCUGAUGAGCAUUAUAUUUCGCCUUUUACACAAAGAGCAUUAAAACAUGGAAUUAAAGCUCCUGGAGGUAAACCGGAUGAUGUGACGAUUAUUUUAUUUCAAGUUUCUUGA